AUGACAAUCGCGGUCCUGGCGACUACUACGACUACCACAAAGCGUCGCGAACCGCUGGGGACGAUUACAAUGGCGGCCCCAAAGGCGCAAUCGCAAUCCGCGGGCGCGUCCAAAGGUACAGUGGAACGGAGGACUACGCGAUUAAGCGCAAGUAAUCAAGGGCUCGAGGAGAUGGCAAAGGACGGGAAGCGGAAACCUGUGCAAUACGAGGAGGAUGAUGGAUUUCAAUUCUCGCGGAAACCCUCCAAGAAGCCCCGGCCUUCAAUUGAAGCGAUUCCCGAAAACCUCAAUUCGGAUAUUGAGAAUGCGCCUCCAAAGUCAACACCGAGACGAGGGCGGCCACCGAAGAAGCGACCCGAAGACAAAACUGGUUCAGGCGGGAUGCCAGCGAAGGGGGUAUCCAUGGAGCUCCCGAGUAGGAGACCAACGAGGGGGUCCGGGAAGACGAACACAGAAUCAGAAGCUCAACCAGCAACUGCGACGCGCUCAUCCCACAACCGCGAUAGCCCAGAACAGCAGCCAGAGGCCAAGAAACCAAGGAAAGGACGACCCCCCAAAGCGAAAGCGCCAGAGACGAACGGAUACUAUUCACCAGAACAACCGCCCGCGGGAACCAAGGUGGCACUACCUACGGCCGAUACUCCGGUGAUCCAGCGCAACAAGGAGCUGCGGGGUGUGAAGGGCGAUAAAAAAGGACGACGAAGCAGCUUGAGCAGACGGGGGCGACGGGCCAGUGAUUUAAUUGACUCGGGUACAUCAAAUGCAUUACCCCAUCGAGAAGUCAGCGUGGCAGAUUUCUAUAAACACAUUGCCGAUGAAGGUCUUCCGGAGCCGCGAAGGAUGCGCCAGCUUUUGAUCUGGUGUGCAACUCGUGCGCUUGGCGACAAGCCUUCAGGGGCCUCAAAUUCAGAUGACCAAAGUGCGCGUUUAGCAGCGCGUGUGAUACAAGAGGAGCUACUUCGGGAAUUCUCGAGCAAUUCAGAGCUUUCCAACUGGUUUUCUCGCGAAGAAUUGAAUCCCCCAGCUGUGAUCGUGAAGAAACCGAACCCACGAAACGUGCAGAACACAGAUAAGAUCAAGGAAUUGGAGGAGCACAUCCAAAAACUACAAAAAGAACGACAGUCCCUCAAUGCAAUCCUUCGUCAACCAGCGAUUCCAGCUCUCAAAUCCGAGUCGCAACCGGACGAUCAGCAAAAGACGAAACGAUCCUCCAAGAAAUCACGGGAAGAAGUCGAUCCCUCUCUUCUAGACCCCUCUCAACAAGCCAUAUUGAGAUCUCUCAACCCUCCGACUCAGCCAUCAGAAGAGGAAUCUUCUACCUCAUCUUCUACUCGACCACCUAUGACCCCAUCUGCCGUCUCAUCUCAACUAUCACGCAUUACAGCUGGCCUAGCACCAACGCUCGACGCCUUCGCGGCCGGUGUACAUGAUAUUGAACUGUACCGCGCUUCUGCUGACACUGUCUCAUCCCGAAUACUCCGCAUUUGCUCACAACGACUGGAAGAGCGCGACGCGCACAAUACACAAAGCCGUCUCGCAAUCGAAGGCGACAACAGAAACCAGCCAGCAGAUGUGCCAAGGCCCCGAGAAGACCUGGGUCUUAUCCUGGGAGCUCUCAGCCGACUCGAGAGGCGAUAG
Penicillium arizonense is the source of this 1638-nucleotide messenger RNA. RefSeq names its product Mis12-Mtw1 family protein. Gene Ontology annotation, cellular component: MIS12/MIND type complex. NCBI's taxonomy places the organism in Eukaryota, Fungi, Ascomycota, Eurotiomycetes, Eurotiales, Aspergillaceae. Gene Ontology annotation, biological process: mitotic sister chromatid segregation; cell division. The coding region runs from base 1 to 1638 and encodes 545 amino acids. The record is from RefSeq and is a predicted model, not a curated record. The transcript is spliced from 5 exons.